This is a messenger RNA of Plectropomus leopardus (leopard coralgrouper), 4397 nucleotides long. Lineage: Eukaryota; Metazoa; Chordata; Actinopteri; Perciformes; Serranidae. The record is from RefSeq and is a predicted model, not a curated record.
GAUAACGGGAACCGAGAAGGGGGACAGGAGCAAAACGCGUCAGUCUGACAGACAUAGACGGGGUGCUAUUGUAUAACACGGGCCUUCGGUGUUUUUUUCACUCCAGGCUUGCAGGAGGAACGGCUGCUUUCUGCUCUUUUUUCCCGGUUUUCUUUUUCCUCGCUCACCGCGGAGGUAGAGACAGCAGCGGGGCUCGGUGUUGCAUCGGCCGCUGGCGGAGGACCUGCACAUGUCGGCGCGGUGAGGGAGCGUUUGUUUCCCCACCCUGAAACGGUCGGAGGACGGCAGGAGGAGGUGGAGGUUGUGUGGAGGGCUUUUAAACCGCGACGAGAACAACAUUAUCCACCUCUGAGAGAGAGAAAAAUAAUUAAAUAACAGCAAGCAGGUGCGGCCGUUUGAGCGGUCGAAAGAGGAUCCGUUGAAAACGAGCGAGAAGGACAACAGUGAUGCGGCAGCCGAGGUGGGCCCAGAUUGAUGAUUUUAUGAUAUCAUCAUCCACCGCCAGGACCGAUCACUGAUUUUAUUGAUAAGGAGCAUCAUCGAGGAGAAUAAACCGACCUGGGGUUGUUUGUUUUUGAGCUGGACAAACACGAGGAGGUUAAUCGGUGCUUGAUUACAGUGAUUUAUCUACACAAGGAGCUGUGUGAUCAGUCAUAGAAAUAAAUAUCCAAAUUUAGGCCGAUGACUUAGUGUGUGUCUGACGCCAAUACAGCAGUAGAGAGGCGUGUGUGCGCGAGGAGACGCGCCUGUCUGAGCAUCAUCUGGUAGCUGCACGGGCUACUCCUCCACGGGGAUGAUACACAUGCGAUUUUUCAUCUGUGCGUGAAAAAGAGAAGAAUCAGGGAUGCUGCUGAUGCUGCUGCCAUUUCCAGUCCGGCUCUGAUAGAGACAGCGAGGCGCACAGCACGGGACUGGACAUCCAGAAAAUAUCUCUCCUCACCUCUCCUCCGCCUCUGCACCUUCUCCCCCCUUUAUCUCCCCCCUCCUCCCUCUUCCUCCUCCACCCCGGAGCGUCUAUUCACUCUGAUCAAUUGAUAAUCCAUCUGUGAUUUAGAAAGCCACCCACUCCUCCAUCCUUACCUCCAUCCUCCAUUCACCCAUACAUCCUCAGUCUCCUCUUUACGCACUCCUCACACGCGCAAAGGCACGCGCGCACGCAAACACCACCGCCAUCUACAGCCAUCAUGGAGACGACCAAGCUGCCUCCGUCCAGCCCGUCCUCGCCGACCACCAGCUUCUCGGUGCCGUCCGCGGAGAAGGUGGACGGCUUCCCGCGGAGGUCGAUGCGCAGAGCCCGGCAGAGGAGGUCCCACAGCUCAUCCCAGUUCCGCUACCAGAGCUCCCAGGUGGAGCUCACCCCACUGCCCCUGCUCAAAGACGCCCCGGUGGCAGAGUUACACGACCUGUUCUGCAAGAAGCUGCAGCAGUGCUGCGUGCUGUUUGAUUUCCUGGACUGUGUGGCUGACCUGAAGGGGAAGGAGAUCAAACGUGCGGCGCUCAAUGAGCUGGUGGAGAGCGUGGCCACUAGCAGAGGAGUCCUCAUAGAGCCUCUGUACCCGGAGGCCAUAAAGAUGAUCUCGGUAAAUAUCUUCCGGACUCUCCCGCCCAGCGAGAAUCCAGAGUUUGACCCCGAGGAAGAUGAGCCAACACUCGAAGCCUCCUGGCCACAUCUGCAGCUGGUGUACGAGUUCUUUCUGCGUUUCCUGGAGAGCCCGGACUUCCAGCCCUCCAUGGCCAAACGCUACGUCGACCAGAAGUUUGUGCUGCAGCUCCUGGAGCUGUUUGACAGCGAGGACCCCAGGGAGAGGGAGUACCUAAAGACCAUCCUGCACCGUGUCUAUGGAAAACUACUGGGCCUCCGAGCCUACAUCCGCAAACAGAUCAACAACAUCUUCCUCAGGUUCAUAUAUGAAACUGAGCACUUCAACGGAGUCGCGGAGCUUCUGGAAAUCCUCGGCAGCAUCAUAAAUGGCUUCGCCCUGCCCCUGAAGGCUGAACACAAGCAGUUCCUGGUUCGGGUUCUCAUCCCGCUCCACACGGCAAAGUCCCUUUCCAUCUUCCACGCACAGCUGGCCUACUGUGUGGUGCAGUUUAUGGAGAAAGAUGCUACAGUGACUGAAUAUAUCAUCAGAGGGCUGCUCAAAUACUGGCCAAAAACCUGCACGCAGAAAGAGGUGAUGUUCCUGGGGGAGAUUGAGGAGAUCCUGGACGUGAUUGAGCCGUCUCAGUUCAUCCGGGUCCAGGAGCCGCUCUUCAAACAGAUCGCAGCCUGUAUCUCCAGCCCUCAUUUCCAGGUAGCGGAGCGGGCUCUUUACUUCUGGAACAACGAAUACAUCCUCAGUCUGAUAGAGGAGAACUGUCAAGUCAUCCUGCCGCUGGUUUUCGCCACCCUCUACAGAGUCUCCAAGGAGCACUGGAACCAGACCAUCGUGUCUCUGAUCUAUAACGUGCUGAAGACCUUCAUGGAGAUGAACAGCAAGUUGUUUGAUGACCUCACUGCCUCCUACAAAGUGGAGAAACAGAAGGAGCUGAAGCGUGAGCGGGAGCGUGCAGAUCUCUGGCGAGGCCUGGAGGAGCACCAGGAGCGCCGGAUGCAGAUGCUCACCGAGGCGGCCAGGAACCAGCGCAACCUACAGGAGCGAGGCGAGAGAGGGGACCCUCCGACCCCUUCAUCCCCGCAGACGGCUCACUCCGACCAGCCCGAGCCCAAGCCCAGCGGGGCCUCCUCUGGAGCCGGGGAGAGCGCCACCUAGGUGCUGCUCCACAAAGUUUGGAUAGCACGGGGGGUCAGGUGACAGGGAGAAGACACGAGGCUGAUGGUGAAAGUGUUUGGGAGAGAAAAGGACACCUUAAAGGGCCCAAACCUCAAAGUUGGGAACCACUGACAUACACCCAUCUUCUGUAAGUACUACAAUGCUGUAUAUUUUUCUUCCUUCCUUUUCUUCCAAGAAGACACUUUUUUUUGGGUGUUUCCUUCUGUUUUUGUACACGAUGGGUGUGUGGACUUAAAGCAAACAGAUGUAUAUGGGCUGUGCUCUUUGACAGCCACAGAAAUGCACUGAUAGGUUAGGUGAAAAAGCUUCAUAACAGGAAACACCUCAAAACUUUCACCUGCAAACACCACCUGGCUGGCACUCUGGGCACAAAAAAACAUUAGACAAUUUCUGGUUGGAUUUCAGACGUUGUGAUUCAGGCAAAAACACUCAAAGAAACACAACUGAAAAGAGACAAAACUUGACCUCGCUGUCAUAAAACUGCUUACUUUCUGAUUUUUGUUUUGGCUAGCUUACACACAAACCCUCUUGAUUGUUAUUGUCAGUCGGUCAGCUGACUCGGGGGGGAGGGGGACGGACCCCCAGCUCCCACUGUUCUAGAUUUCUCACUUGUAUUGAUCAGCAGUAAUAUUCCUCUUUCUAGAAUUCUGUCGUACAUUCUAGAACUGCUCCAGAACAGGAAGUGAGAGAAGAGAGAGUGUUCGUAGAGAGAUCGGGUAUCGCCUCACAGACAGACAUCGAACGCUGGUUUCAUUCUCGGUCACAUUUCCUCUCUAUGGCCAUUUUCAUGUGGCCAAAUGUAAACACAUGCUUUAAAUUAGAGGGGUGGUGUGAUUGGAUUCAAUGAAAGCAGCCGGUAAAGAUUAAAAAAUAAAAAAUAAAAGAGGAGGAGAAAGACAGAGGAAAGAAAAGACUAGAGUUAGAAACGAUAGAAUGGCAAUAAGUCAGAGCAACAGUAACAGAAUGAGAAUAUAAUGUUACCGAAACCUACAACUGCAUUACGUAGCAAUUUCACUGAAUUUCUAGAUUUGCACUGUCUGCCCAAUGGUCUGUGUUUGUUGUGUUGAAGAAAAACCUUAGAGAAGAUGAUUAAGACGAUGCAGAAGAGAAAGAAGAUGUAUAUUUUGGGGACCAACACAGCGGUGGGGGGGUUUGAAUGUAGAGAGGCUUACUACUGUACGUAACAUUACAGGGGGGUGUAGAAUGGAGAAAAAAAACUAUGUGCUAAAAAUGAAACUUCACUUUGAGAAAACACUCUGGGAGUCUGCGCUGUUUUGUGUGUCACCUAUUUUGUCUCUUCAGUAAUACUAAUAUAUUGAAAUUCAAAAAUAUUUAUUCCACUUUCUUUUUUUGAUAUUUGGAUCAACAGCCGCACGUUACUUACAGCUAAACCGAUUUACAGUCUCGUGUAAUGUGACAGGGGUGGCUUGUGUUACAAACUGACAUUGUUCGAAUUUUCAACUCUUCUCGCCUUUUUUAGCGUAUUGUUUUGAUUUGUGGAUCUACAAGCUCCAUUUCUUUUGAGUUAGUCGAGAUUAAAGCAGUGCUACAAGGAGAAUACAUGUUUGAAUAACAUUCAUCUGGCAACAAAACCCAACUUCAUAUGAAUACUAUUGUUGCUUU